CGAGCCGCUAAGGUAUACAUUGACACGGCCGAGGAAAAAGGCCGCAUCUUUUCUGUCAUUCGCCCACCAUCCGCCCCCGACAGGUACACACACGCAGAAGGCCUAGUGUGUAGGGCACCGAACGGACAAACUCUCGUCUCGUAGACAGACCACAGGAACCUUUCACACAUCCUUCCGCCCGCCCCAAAGCAACAAGGAAACUGACACGUCACUGGUUGUCGAAGUUCAUUCUCCUGGUGUGUCCGAGCCACACACACACACAAAAACACAAAUGCGAGUUGGGUGAUGGAUGAGUGCGUGUGUUGAGGACUGCUCACUUUGGUCCGCCCUCGAACCGGCUCAUCUCUUCAUCAGCCACGUAACACUGCAGGAUGGUGUCGGCAGCAAGGCCCCAGCAGUGCAACAGCAACGUACUCACCAGCCAGCUCAGGAUGACCACCUGAAUGAUCGAUCAACCACACACACCAUCAACACACAUGCACGGCCGUGUUGGUGCGCUCGCUGACCACGAUGAGUGGCGCCUCCGUAGACGAGAGGUUUUCCCUGUAGUAUGGGAUGUGUUGCAGCGCCAGCAGUGCGAGGAAGCUGUUGGCGAGCACGAUGGCCACCUGACCGAUGAUCUCAAACACGAUACCCAGCUCGCCCACCAGGGCAAACUUUAAGGGGUUCCUGACGAUAAACAUAUAUACACCUAUUGGCCCGGCAUCUCUCUGUGUGAGCUGUCUUGUGUUGUGUUGUGUUGUGUUGACGUACCUCAGCAUGAGUGUGAAUGCGGUCCAUGCGGAUGGUAUGAGGCCCUGGCCAGUCAAUCCCACCUGGAUGUAGGCGAGCUUGCUCAUGUACUUGAUGCCCUCGUACACCCAACUCAGGCCGUUGCCUAUCCUCAGGAAGAACCUGACAGCGCACAGCACAAAGGGGUUGCUGGCAUUGACACACCGACAGAUGGUCUGCCUGCGCACCGCUGAAAGGCAUUGUGUCUGUCCUGGAUGUCUGUAUGCCGAUACCACCGAACCAGAAACCGCAACACCUGCACACACGCAUCGGCAAUCGACACAGUGCUCGAAUCCAGGGACCAUGGCGUCCACAGGCUCCCUCACCCGCAAUGGCGCGAGGAUGAGUCCGCCGAGGGCAGCGGUGCCGAGGUGUGAUUUGAGUGUGGUGAAGAGGCCGUCCAGCGUGGCGCCCUUGACGUAUCGCCGCCCGCCGGUGGUCAGCGGGGCGAAGUACCAGCUGCCAACAAUGUGUGCGACGGCGAUCUGCGAGAUGCCUGUGAUGAACCCCCCUGUCCAUGCGAACAUCAGAAUCUCAAACACCAGAGCCCACUGACGACACACAGACCAUACACAUCACAUGGAUGCAGCGGUGGUGUCAGUGCCUCCGUGUGAGAUUUCAUGCCUACCGGUAUGUCGGCUGUCCAGUGCAGUCUGUGGUAGGGGUCUUUCCUGCCUUCCGCAGAGCCGUUCCACCCCAACUUGGGAAUGUCACCUGAUCAUUGACCACAUCAGACAGACACGUGAUAGAUAGGUCGAGUGCAGGUCUGUCAGGGCGGGCGGGAGAAUGAAUGCACCUACCGGUGGAUAUCUGAUACACGAGCGUUGAGGCCAUGAAGACAAAGAAAGCGAACGCCACAGAGAAGGUCGCCAGCGAAAUGCCCAGCACCGACGGACAGUCCUGAACAAUAAGGCACAGAACAGACAGAGGGUAUCUUGCUUCCGAUGUAUCUAUCUGCCGUGUGUGUGGCUCGGCUCACAUCGAGGAAGUUCGACGCAGCAGAGAGGAUCCGCGCGGCCAGCACCAAUCGCCUGAAACAACCACACGCACACAUGCACACGAGACGAGAGACGGACAAGGUUCUUUUUUUUCUCGGCUCUGACCUCCUGAUGCAGCAGAUGAUGAUAGGCAGUAUCCCGGCGCCGCACCAGAGCAGUAUGGCGAGUAUCAUGUCCCCCUGCUGCUUAGCCGCGUGGUAGCCUGGCGUGGCCGCGGGAGUGAUGGCCUGGUGGUAUUCAUACCAUCCAAAACCGAGGAGCAGGAUCUCGAUGAGGAAGAAGGACGCCCACACCAUGGCACUCGCCAGCUUCUGCACCAGGAACAGAUAGACGUAACCCAACGCCAGCGCGCCGAAGGGGGACGCCAGCAACAGCUGCACGCACGAAGAAGACGACAGACGCCGCGAGAAGAAUCAACACAUGCAGCGUGUGUGGUUUCCCGUGUUAUGCAUCGAUCGUACCACCCAUGCCUUGCAAAUGUCCCCAAACCAGAUGAGCCACGCCGACAUCAGCUCGUGAGAGAACUCCGUGUCAGUGUCGCCGCCCCCCUUCCCCUCAGCGCGCGAGUCGUAAAAGCAGUACCGCCCAAUGAACUCCACCGUACCCAUCUGGCCGUACCACGUGCAGAGCUCUUUGCUCUCCGCAUCAGGUGGGCACUGGCCCUCCUCCCUCUUGAGUGAGAAGUUGUGUGGACAGCUCUUGGUGCAGACGGGAAGCACCUGGCUCGCGCCGAGUUCCUUUGACGAGGGGAGACGGAUGGGGUUCUUGGCGGGCCAGUAGACGAGAGGGAAGUCCUUGACGUCGGCAUCGGAGCCGCAUAUCCUGCCGUUGUAGUCAAUGCCGCGGGUGAGGCGGAAGGGGUUGCCCUUGGUGAAGGCGUGGGAAGCCACAGCGAUGAGCCCGCCCCACGCAAGGACGAAGAGGAUCAGCACAACGAUGUCCGUGCACCCUGAUCUGCACACACACAGCGCCACACGUUUCAUGGGGGAUCCAUCCAUCCAUCCCCGGGCCCAUCAGUGUACCUACCUGUAGAGCGGUCCUUCAGCGAUGUCCAUCCUGCCGCCCUUGGUGAAUGGCUCCCCCAGGUGUGCCUGCCCCUCCAGCUCCACAUACCGCUCCCUGUCGCCCUCUAGGGCGCCGAUCGAUAGCCGCAUGUCCCUCACACUCCGCCCUCCAGGGCCGUCACCUCGACCAGCCGCCAGCAGCUGCACACGACUCGAGUCGCCCGCUCCUGCUGCUGCACUGCCGCUGCCGGCGUUCCAGCCAUAUGGUCUGUCUUGUGGAGGCCCUGGUUCGCGCGUGUAGCGGAGAGGGGCACCUGCAGUUUCGUCAGCCAGGGGGGAUGACAUGAGCUGUGUGGCCGUGUUGUGUGUGUGGUUUGUGCUGGAGUAACUGCGAUGGUGCUUCCGUAUGUCUGUGUGCUGUCUUGGAAAGGGUUGCUGCUGCUGUCUUGCCCGUUGGCUUCGCCGCCCAUCGGCCGGUAGGGCACCUGAACACACGAAGACGACUGAAUGCACGAUGGUGCGACAGAUCUCUGCACCUUCUAGCUCACCUGCGACUCGCCAUUCUCAUCAGCCCUACAACACAAAUGCAGCACAGGCACAGGUCAUGGGUGCAUCGUGCUCGUCCGCGUUGGUGCUCCUCUCUCAGUCAGUGAGUCAAUAUCACCCACCUGUCGCCGAAUGGGUUGGUCGUUUCAUCGUAUGUCCGCUCCAGGUCUUUUGGGAACAACGACAUGGUUUGAUCGCCCUAGAUCUUUUCUGCCUGAUUGUUU
This is a messenger RNA of Vitrella brassicaformis, 3543 nucleotides long. NCBI's taxonomy places the organism in Eukaryota, Vitrellaceae. The record is from the annotation of a GenBank genome assembly.